This is a messenger RNA of Exserohilum turcica Et28A, 387 nucleotides long. RefSeq lists its product as uncharacterized. Lineage: Eukaryota; Fungi; Ascomycota; Dothideomycetes; Pleosporales; Pleosporaceae. Bases 1 to 387 code for a protein of 128 amino acids. The transcript has 4 exons. The record is from RefSeq and is a predicted model, not a curated record.
AUGCAGUUCUCCACUAUCGCUCUUCUCUUCUGCGCUGCUUUCACCGUGUCGGCUGCGCCUGGCGCGGAAAUGCUUGCUAAGCGUAGCUGUGGUACCUUGACUGGCACUGCGCUCCAGGUCUGCCAGGAUGCCUGCAAGGCUACCUGCACUGUCGCAACUCUCGGUGUUGCCCAGAAGCUUUGCACGGCUGCCUGCGAUCUUCCCCCUCUCAAGGCCCGUGCUGAGGAAGAGGAAGAUGUUGCUGAUGAGGAGGAUGAUACCGAUGAUCUCGCCGAGCGUAGCAUUGGAAAGUCAGUCUGCGAUGCUGCUUGCGAUGUCACCUGCAACUCGACUGUCCUUGCCCUUGACCAGCUUGAGUGCCUCAAGGUUUGCAAGGGCAAGUGCUAG